GAUCUGUCAUUUGUGAUUAUUCAAAAGUUGCGAUGUUUUUGUUGGAUCUAUAUUCUCUCCUUUUUCGCUCUGGAGGUGUGUUCUUGUCAUACCUUUUAUAUGGUAUUUAUCAAGAAAAAAUCACGAAAACUAAGUAUGGCACUGGAAUGGAAUUGUUCGAUUUCUAUUUCUCUCUUUUGCUUUACCAGUGCAUAAUAAAUUUCAUAUUCUCGCGAAUAGCCCUCCUCUUUUGUCCGGAGCCACCAGUUUCUUCCGCGGGAUAUAAGUUUAGCAUAUGUGGAUUUAGUUAUAUUACCGCAAUGUACACAAGUAAUACUAGUCUAAAGUAUGUCGCUUACCCCACACAGGUGAUAGGGAAGUCCAUUAAACCAAUACCUGUAAUGUUGCUGAGUGUUUUACUAGCUAGGCGCCGUUAUCCAUUGCAGAAAUACAUUUUUGUUUUGAUGAUUUCUCUCGGCGUGGCAUUUUUCAUGUUCAGAGGACAUUCAGCUGCAACCUCCUUAAGUAACUUCGGCUUUGGAGAAUGUCUUUUGAUUUGUUCAUUACUUCUCGAUGGCGUUACUGGCGGAGUUCAAGAAGACCUUAAAAAACAUAAUGUGGGUCCCUAUACUCUAAUGAUGCGUAUUAACCUCUGGUCCAUUAUUUACAUAGUGCCAGCAAUGGUAUUCUCUGGAGAAAUUUUACCGUUUAUUGAGUUUAUCAAACGAUAUCCACGUAUAAUUUAUGAUAUGAGUAUUUUUGGGUUGACAAGUGCUGUUGGCCAGAUAUUCCUAUUUGGUUUGAUCACAAACUUCAGUCCAUUAACUUGUGCGAUUGUGACUACAACAAGAAAAUUUUUCACAGUUCUCUUCUCAAUUGUUAUAUUUGGUCAUAUUAUGACAACAUACCAGUGGAUAGGAACGGUAUUAAUAUUUUCUGGCCUAUUACUUGAUCAGAUCUACGGCAAAACACGUGUUAAACAGUCGUCCAAAGAUACAAAUAACAUCAAUGGGACAGUGAAUUCAGUUAAAAGUUAUCGAGAAUUUGAAAAGAAAAGUGAAUAAUUUACUGCUUAUCCGAAAAAUGUAUCAAAUACAUGAAUAAUUUCUUUUUGUAUUUAGGCCAAUGUAAUUUUUCUGCUUUCUUAAUCUAUAUUUCUUACUUUUGGAUUUCCGACUGACUAUAUGUUUCAUUUGUAAUGUUAUCUCUGGUAAAGAUGGUUUUAAUCAAUGAUCCAUAAGAGAUUUGAAGUUAAUGAUCACCAAAAAGAAAACGAAGAAACGACUUUAGUAUUUGUUUUCA
Schistosoma turkestanicum is the source of this 1281-nucleotide messenger RNA. The record is from the annotation of a GenBank genome assembly. Lineage: Eukaryota; Metazoa; Platyhelminthes; Trematoda; Strigeidida; Schistosomatidae.